Molecule: messenger RNA, 582 nt
Organism: Chenopodium quinoa (quinoa)
Lineage: Eukaryota; Viridiplantae; Streptophyta; Magnoliopsida; Caryophyllales; Amaranthaceae
Exons: 3
Coding region: 1-582 (193 amino acids)
Source: RefSeq, a predicted model, not a curated record
AUGGACGACCUAGGAACGAAAUCUCUUCUGGAGUACGGUAUUCCUGAUACAACAACCGAACUACUCUCUAGCAUCAUCAGACCACCCAUUACUGCUCAUAACUUUGAAUUGAAACCACAGUUCAUUCAAUUCAUCUCCAAUGAUUCGUUUGCAGGAACACCUCAUGAUUACCCAGUGAGUCACAUUGAUAGUUUCUUGGAGAAAUGCGAUACUAUGAAGCUAAAUGGUGUUACAAAUGAUGCUAUUAGACUUCGCCUUUUCCCUUUCUCAUUAAUGGAUAGCGCGAAGGAAUGGUUGAGAGAUGAAGGAAGUCAGAUGAUGAGUCCCUAUAUGAAGCAUGGAGGAGAUUCAAGAGAUUGUAGAGACAAUGCCCUCACCAUGAACCCAACUGAGGCGAAGGAGCUAAUUGAGAAGAUGGCGGCUAAUGACAAUUAUCAUCAAGGAGGUCAAAAUAGUGUGAAGAAGGGAGGAAAAUUUGAUGUUGAUGCUCUAACUCUUUUGACUAGUUCUGUGCAGGCAUUGACAAGCAAGUUCGACAAGCUCCAAGCUGGAUCAUCUUCUAGCUCACCUGAAACUUGUUAA